This is a messenger RNA of Eubalaena glacialis (North Atlantic right whale), 2768 nucleotides long. RefSeq names its product coiled-coil domain containing 85A (gene CCDC85A). The coding region runs from base 579 to 2102 and encodes 507 amino acids. The record is from RefSeq and is a predicted model, not a curated record. NCBI's taxonomy places the organism in Eukaryota, Metazoa, Chordata, Mammalia, Artiodactyla, Balaenidae. The transcript is spliced from 5 exons.
GCGGGCGCAGCAAAGGCGGCAGGAGGAGCGCCGCCGGCCGGCCGCGCCAGUCCCUCGGGCAGCGGCGGCGGCGGCGCUGGAUUAGCUCCCGAGGUGCCGCGGAGCCCGGCGCUCCCCGGCGGGGCUAGGAGAGGAGAGAAGCGGGGGCUGCAGCUGGGCAAGGGGGAGGAAAGUGAGCGUGUGUGAGUGCGUGUGUGCCCGAGUGUGGGGGGCGACAGGCUCGAAUUAGGGCGGCAGAGAGGGCAGGGGAAGCGGGGUGCGGCCCCCUAGGGUCUCCCGCGGCGGCGCCAGCUUCCCGGCGCCCCUCAUCAUGGACUUGAGCGGAGUUGGGAUGUGCCUUGGCCGCAGCGCGCGGGUGGCUGCCCGGCUCUGGGGGUGCGCGGGCGCGCCCACAGAGAUGGCGAGGUAGGAUGGCGGUCCAGCGCGACCCCUGCCGCCCCAACCCAGUGGCCCCCGGGCGGUGCAGCUGACUCGUUGGAGCGCACUGGGGUGUGGGCGGAGGCGGCCCAGCCGUGCCUGCGUCUUCGGGAGUUGCUUUGCCUCUUCCACCCACUCGCACCUGCCACCUCGCGGAUACCAUGUCGAAGGCGGCCGGAGGCGCAUCGGCGGCGGCGGAAAGUUGUCCGCCAACCUCUGCCGGCCCGUCUGCGGCCACUGCCGUGGAGGACCUGUCCAAAGUGUCGGACGAGGAGCUGCUGCAGUGGAGCAAGGAGGAGCUGAUCCGCUGCCUGCGGCGCGCGGAGGCGGAGAAGGUGAGCGCGAUGCUGGACCACAGCAACCUCAUCCGCGAGGUCAACCGCCGCCUGCAGCUGCACCUCGGCGAGAUCCGCGGGCUCAAGGAUAUUAACCAGAAACUCCAGGAGGACAACCAGGAACUGAGGGACCUCUGCUGUUUCCUGGAUGAUGACCGGCAGAAGGGCAAGAGGGUGUCCCGGGAGUGGCAGAGACUGGGCCGCUACACGGCGGGGGUGAUGCACAAGGAGGUGGCCUUAUACCUGCAGAAGCUGAAGGAGCUGGAGGUGAAGCAGGAGGAGGUGGUGAAGGAGAACCUGGAGCUCAAGGAGCUCUGCGUGCUGCUGGACGAGGAGAAGGGCGCGGGCUGCGCGGGCAGCCGCUGCUCCAUCGACAGCCAGGCCAGCCUCUGCCAGCUCGCCGCCACCACGGCGCCCUACGUGCGGGACGUGGGCGACGGCAGCAGCACUUCCAGCGCGGGCAGCACCGACAGCCCGGACCACAAGCAUCACGCGAGCGGCGGCAGCCCGGAGCACCUGCAGAAGGCCCGGGCCGAGGGCAGCCCGGAGCACUCCAAGCACAGGAGCGCCAGCCCUGAGCAUCUGCAGAAGCCCAGGGCCUCCGCGACCCCAGAUCACCCCAAAGCCCUCAAAGGACCCAGCCCCGAGCACCACAAACCCUUGUGCAAGGGCAGCCCCGAACAGCAAAGGCACCCGCACGCGGGGAGCAGCCCCGAAGCGCUGCCCAAGCACGUGCUGAGCGGGAGCCCGGAGCACUUACAGAAGCACAGGCCCGGGGGCAGCCCCGAGCACGCCAGGCACAGCGGAGGGAGCCCCGAGCAUCUUCAGAAACACGCCCUCGGCGGGAGCCUGGAGCACCUACCCAGAGCCCGGGGCACCAGCCCGGAGCACCUCAAACAGCAUUACGGGGGGAGCCCAGAUCACAAACCCGUGGGCGGAGGCGGCGGUGGCGGUGGCGGCGGCGGCGGCGGCGGUGGCGGUGGCAGUAGGGAGGGCACCCUCCGAAGGCAGGCGCAAGAGGAUCUGUCACCCCAUCACCGGAACGUCUACAGUGGCAUGAACGAAUCAACCUUGUCCUAUGUUAGGCAGCUGGAGGCAAGAGUAAGACAGCUGGAGGAGGAAAAUCGCAUGCUGCCCCAGGGUUCUUUUAGGUUGUCAUCAGGGGCUGAUGGGAAUAACAGUUCACCCACCUCUCCAGCUAGCUUCAGUGGACAUACCACACCUUCUCAGCAGCCUGAACCCGUGGUACACUCUCUUAAGGUUGUAUGGAGGAAACUUGGAGAUGCUGCAGGUUCGUGUCCUGGAAUUAGGCAGCACUUGUCUGGAAACCAGUACAAAGGACCCAUGUGAGAAGGACUCUCUUUCAAACAUGACAUCACCACUGCAAGAGAGACAGAAGAAAAGAGUGGAUUUCCACAAACCUGGACUCAUGGAAUAACAUGGAGUGAUUGUACAUUGCACAUAUUUUCCCUCUAAAAUCUUUAGUUGUAUAACUGAAGUUGUAUUUUGUCUCUCACUUCAAUGUUCACAACAGUCAAUCUCAAACAAGGUAGCUUUGAAAAUCACCAUUUUGGUACCAAUAUUUUCAUUAGAACUAAAAGUUUUUGACUCUACAGAUCGAAGAUUGUAAUUGGGAAACCUGCAUGAUUGGAAGAGUCCAGUAGAGCCUCUGUGGUUUUGAUAGAAUUGAAUCAUUGCAUAUAAUGGUGGGAGUGUUCUACCAUAUUGUUCCAGAUAAGAGGUGGUUUCCAGCUUCCCAAGUUGGAGAGUUGGUCACCUAUUAUAUUUUAGUUAAUAAAAUACUAGUUCCUGAUGCAUAAUCGAUUUGAACGCAAGAUAAGAUUAGGUUUCUGGGAUUUUGUUUUGACUUUUGAGGUGCUAAAAAUACCACAUAAAUUUUCCUUAUCAGCUAGGAGGGUAGCAAGACUUUGUCAAGCGCUUAUCAGCGAGUACCAUUUAUUUCAAUUGAUGAAAGUAAAUAUAUCUUUUCUUUUCAUCUUAAUGUAUUGUUCAUGA